Messenger RNA from Talaromyces proteolyticus, 2127 nucleotides. RefSeq names its product M protein repeat protein. Gene Ontology annotation, biological process: attachment of mitotic spindle microtubules to kinetochore; mitotic spindle assembly checkpoint signaling. The transcript has 3 exons. Lineage: Eukaryota; Fungi; Ascomycota; Eurotiomycetes; Eurotiales; Trichocomaceae. The record is from RefSeq and is a predicted model, not a curated record. Gene Ontology annotation, cellular component: kinetochore; nuclear envelope; mitotic spindle. Bases 1 to 2127 code for a protein of 708 amino acids.
AUGGCUUCCAGCGAAGUAUCGUUCCGGCAGUCGAUCCGGCCGUCACAACCGGUCAAGAGAGAUGCCGACAACGAAGAGUUACGUGUUCAGGUGAACACGCUACGUUACGAGCUGGACAAUCUCAAGCAGGAGCGAGAUUUGACGGAACUACGAAACGAGAAAGAGCUCCGAGAGCUUCAGCUCAAAGCGGACUCUGAUUUCAGGAAGGCGCAGGCAGCUGAAGCAUCCAGCAACCGCGCGAAUAGCAAAAGCGAAGCUCUGGCCAAAGAGCUGAAAGAAGUCCAAGAAUCUGCGCUGAACGAAAAAGCGAACUUUGAGCGGCGGAUCAGGACAUUACAAGACCAAAACCAGUCCAUCCAGGAAGAAAUGACCGAUGUACAGGCGCAAUUGUCGAAUCAGGAACGGCAAUACAAAUACCAGAUCAACGAACUCGAGACAAUCCGUGUAUCCCUAGCAAAGACGGUGGAAGAUGUUCAGAAGGACUUACAAACUGCAAAAGACCAUGCAGAUUCAGUACAAGAACGGCUUUCGCAGCGUGAAAUAGAUGUCACAAAUUUAGAAACAGAGAACUUACGCUUAAAGGCCGAUGGUGGCGGGGCUGAAGAGCUGGUUGUUCUCAAAAGGGAGCUUUCCGAGCAAGUUGCACAUAUCAAGAGUCUCGAAUCGACGAAUCGCGAUCAAAUAACAGAAUUGCGCCAUCUACGCAAAGUUCAGAAGAAUGUUGAAGUUGUGGAGGAGCAGAAGAAGUCCCUUGAAAAUCAACUACAACUGAUGAAAAACAUUGAGACCGAGCUCGGGAACGUACAAAUCCAGAAGCAAGUUUUGGAAGAUGAGCGCAGGUCAUGGACUAGUCUCCUCCAAUCUACCGACGAUCUUGCAAAUCUCGACUCUCCGGAGGCUGUCGUAAAGGCACUUGUUCAGGAACAAGUCGAGAAACUCACUUUCCUUGAUAAAUUAGGCAAUGUCGAGCCUCAACUUCUAGAAAAGGACGAGAUUAUUCAGAGUCUAGAGGUUGAAAAGCGUCAACUUAAACAGGACCUUGAAAAAUUUCGAAAUGCUGCGUCCGCAUCUGGUGGGCCUGGCGAUACCCGUGCUAAGCUGAGGCUAGAACGCCAGCGAGCGCUGGCAGUCAAAGAAGUUGAAUAUCUCCGCGCACAGCUGAAGACAUUUGAUAUGGAGGAAUUGACCAUGCAUGAAGAAGAGAACCGCUAUGAUGAGCACAAAAACCAACAGAUCGCGCAACUUGAACAGAUGGUUGACGAAUAUCGCGUGGAGCUACAUAAAAUCCACGAAGAACUAUCAGCUCGUGAAGCAUCGCCAGAGGAGGCACCAUCUCGAGGCCUGAAAAGACCUCUAUCACCCGCAGACAGCGAUGUCGAAUCGGAACGUCUUUCUGUACUAUCCCGCAAGAACCGUACAUUGCAAGAAGCGCUUUCCAAAGCUGAACAAAACUCCAAGGUCCUACGUCACGAAUUAGACGCAACCAAAUCACAUCUUACCACUUUACAAGAACGGUCACGAACUCGGAUACUCGAGCUGCGUGCAAAUCCCACAUCAGAAGCCGAGAACUUAAAGAUGUCGACACUGCGAACCCUGCAAGCCGAAAACCGAGAUCUUCUCUCACAACUACGAGGCGACCACUCAAAGGUCCGAGUAGUUCCCAUCAGCACCAUUGAGAGCCUUAAGCUCGAAAUGCAAGAUAUGGAACGCACGGUUGCAGAGAAGGAGAAGCGCAUGCGCCGUCUGAAGGAAAUAUGGACCGCCAAAUCAUCUGAAUUCCGUGAAGCAGUUGCCUCUGUGCUUGGCUACAAGCUUGAUUUCCUUCCGAAUGGUCGUGUUCGGGUUACCUCCAUGUUUCAUUUAUCGCCGGCUUAUCGACAUGGUGAUCGCAAUGCAGGACCAGAUGCUCGUGGCCCAGGAAGCAUGGGGAACGACGAGGAGAAUUCAAUUAUAUUCGAUGGUGAAAACGGCACAAUGAAAAUUUCAGGUGGCCCGAAUAGUCUGUUUGCGUUGGAAAUCAAGCAUCUGAUUAAGUUUUGGGUUGAAGAAAGGAAAGAUAUACCGUGUUUCCUUGCUGCCAUGACCCUUGAGUUUUAUGAUAAGACAACUCGCGCAGCUCGGGUGUAA